UUCAGUCAUCGACCAACCAGCAACCAGUUCGGACGUGAAAUUCGUAUGCGCUCGCUAAAAAGUUUAAAAAUAAGCGAAAAAAAUCGUUCGUGUUCUGAUAAAGUGAAAAGGAAAAAAAAAGUAAAGCAAAGUUAAUCGAAAGUGAUUGAUGCAAAUUAAACUCUGUGUGUGAGAGACAGUGGCGAGAAGAAUCCUGCUCGUUGUUGUUGUUAUUGUGAUUGACCGCGAGAGCGCGCGUGUGUUGUUAAAUACGGCAAGUGGCCGGAGAAUCGGCUCAGUUUCCUUGCACCCUCGGAACUAAUCGCACAACAGCAGCAGCAGCAGCAACCAAACCUAACCUCACUUUUCGCCGUCGGCCGUCUGUCAUCCGGGAGAGAGAGAUUUCACCAUCGCAGGACUCGUUGGUUUUCUGUGGCUCUGGCCUUGUUUUGGUGUCUUUUCGUGUUUACUUUCACCAAAUUAAACUUCAUCAAAAAGAACAGAACCAGUCAGAAUUCGGAAAACCGGUUCCAUCGGCAGCAGAAGCAGCUCUGAUUACAUCACAGAGAGCUCGCGGCUCUGCCGGAGCUGAGCGCGAGGAGCGCCAGUGCUUCGCCCCUCCUCAUCGUAGGGGGCCCGUGCUGAUAUUUCCAGUUUCAGUGAACGACGUCUGAGGGGGGAAAAAGUAUGUGACUGUAGUUCGUUCCGUGGCCUACUUGAGAAGCAACAAAAAACGGUUCGGGUUUAAAUCAGAAGAAUACGGAAAUUUGUUUUUAUCACGAAAAUUUUACGUCGUGAAAGAAUAAUAACGAUUUCGGGUAGUAAAAAACGUAAAAAAAAGAUUGUGCGUGCCCUUACGUUGGUAUUGUGCGACGAAGAGAGCAAGAAAAGUUAACUUUCGUUGCUGUGUUGGUGUGUUAAUUUUCGUAAUACACGGUUAAGGGAAGAAGUAAAGAAAAAAAAACAAAAUAUCAGAAAUUUCUGAAAAAGUAUGUCAAAUCGUGAGCGAGAUACAUUAAUUCAUCUUUUCGCUGGAGGUAUCGCAGGUACUGCUGGCGCCGUGGUAACAUGCCCGCUGGAAGUGGUCAAAACGCGUCUCCAAAGUUCGUCCGCCUCGUUCAUCAGCGUGCCGCCGCGUAUCGUGAACGAUCAUCACGGCGUCGGUAAGUUGUCCUCGUCGUCGUGCGGAUCGAACGAGCAUCUGCGCAGCAACAGCAACUCCGCCGAGCACCAUUCCAGACAGCGGGUAUGCGCUAGCACGCUGCUGAGCCGCCGCCGGCCAUCGAUCCUCGCCAUCCCGCAGUGUGGCCUCUCGACGUCGGUCCAGUCGAUCUCGAUCUGGCAAUGCCUGAAGCAUAUCGUCCAAAACGAGGGCGGUCGCGCCCUGUUUAAGGGUCUCGGGCCGAACAUUGUCGGCGUGGCGCCGUCCCGUGCGAUCUACUUUUGUGCGUACUCCAAGGCCAAAAAUGCGCUGAAUACGGUUGGCAUCAUCCCGGCCAACUCGCCGCUCGUGCACAUCAUGAGUGCGUCCUGCGCCGGUUUCGUGUCCGCCACGCUCACCAACCCGAUCUGGUUCGUCAAGACGCGCCUCCAGCUGGACUACAACGCCAACGCGAAGCAGUCCGUUUCGGAGUGCGUACGCCGGAUCUACGCGACGCAGGGUCUGACCGGGUUCUACAAGGGCAUCACCGCCAGCUACGUCGGAAUCUCCGAGACGGUCAUUCACUUUGUGAUCUACGAGGCGCUCAAGAAGAAACUGAACGAGAUGCGCGACACCAGCCCCGGCGACGACAAGACUUCGCGCGACUUUCUGGAGUUUAUGGCGGCUGGGGCGACCUCCAAGACGAUCGCGUCGGUGGUGGCGUACCCGCACGAGGUGGCCCGGACCCGGUUGCGCGAGGAGGGCAACAAGUACCGCAGCUUCUGGCAGACGAUCCACACGGUGUGGAAAGAGGAGGGCAAGGCGGGACUGUACCGUGGCCUCGGAACGCAGCUGGUCCGGCAGAUCCCGAACACGGCCAUCAUGAUGGCCACGUACGAGGCCGUCGUGUACGUGCUGUCCAACCAGUUCAACAACCCGGCCGGCAACCUGAUGGUGGGCAACUGAGAGCAGGCCGAUGGUGGCGGAACCGAUACUGGCUAUCGGUUCCCGGCGCUGGCCACGCUGCUUGAACGCGCUCGCGCUGCCGAGGAGGAGGAGGACGUCACCACGGGGACUACCACCUUCGAGGUCGAGCUCGAGUCGGCGUUCAUUGUACAUUGUAUUAGUGAUUUCUUCGUAGAUCUGUAAGGAUCUACCGCGGAAGGUACGAACGAACGCGUGAGGAGGGAGGGUCAUUGGAUUGUUGUUUUUUUACACGCGCGCCCUCCGCAGAGAAAAAUUGUUAAACAUAUUUAUAUACACAAACACACAAUUGAUUAUUAUAUUUCUCAAAAAUGCGAACAAAAUUCUGUAGUUUGUAAGAAAAGCGCAAACACAUCGAGCGAUUUGUUUCGAUGAUUUUGCCCAAUUUCCUGUUGUACAAGUGAGAAAAGAUUACAAAAAAAAAGAACACACACAAAAAUCUUGAAUGAUUGUGAGACUGACUGUGAAAUUUUGUUUUGUUUUUGCAAAAUGUUAGUUUAACUUGUUUUUGUUUCGUUUAUUCGCAUAUUAUUUUCGGUUCUACGGAAAAGAGAGAUUUUUUUCUGUUUGCAAUCCUUAAUUUGCUUCGCUCGCUAGUUUGUAAGCUAUUCACCCCAAAUUAGUCAAGAAGCACCAAGUCGCUUGAAAAAAUUAUAUUAAUUUUUGACUCGGGCUUCCUUAAUUCACAUGUAAUGCUUUAUCGUAAAACAAAACCUUCUAGUUCAAAUAAAUACGCAAUAGAAACUCCAAGUCGACCAAAUCAAAGGGAAAGGGGGGCAUCUUCCAACUGCAACGCGAGCCAAUUAACGCACAUCUAGAGCACUUUUAGGGAUUCUGAUUUGUGGUUAAUAGAGAGAGCUGAUUGUCAGGGUGGUCACUUAAGUCCAGAAUUUAAGAAAACAAAAUAAUCUCAAAAUUAAUCGCAAAAAAUACAAAACACACUUCUAAAAACAUGUGUGAAAAAACUGCAUAAAGUGAUCAACUCUUGUUAUUUUAAUUUUUAUAUUUUUAGCUUUGAUUUGUCAAACAUGAAAAAAAUGUCAAAAAUAUCAACAUUUCUUGAAAAUAACAAAGUUUGUCAAAAAUAACAACAGUCAGAAACAACAACAAUUGUUAAAACUAACACAAUUUGUAAAAAAAAAUUGUCACACAAUGUGUCAAAAAUAACAAAAAUUUGUCAAAAUUUAAAAAACGCAUAGCAUAAUAUGCUAAAAAUAACAAAAUGUGAUAAAAAUAACAAAAUUUGGCCAAAAAUAACAUAUUCUGUAAAAAAAUGUCAAAAAUAACAAAAUUUGUUGAAAAUAACAUAAUUUUUGAAACAAACAUAAUUUGUCAUUUUUGUUUGCUAAUUUUGACAAAUUUUGUAAUUUCUGACAUAUUUUGUAAAUUUUAACAAAUUUUGUUAUUUUUGACACAUUUUGUUUUGUAUUUUUUUUUAUAAAUUGUAAUUUUUGGACAAGCUUUGUUGUUUUUGACAAUUUUAUUUUACGGACUUGUUAUUCUUUUCACAAAUUUUGUUAUUUUUGAAUUAAUUUGUUAGUUUUGACAUUUUUUUUUAAUUUUCGGUUUUAUGUAAUUUUUGAAACUUUUUGUAAUUUUUCACAAAUUUUAUAAUUUUUGACAAAUUAUGUGAUUUCUGAAAUUUCUUUUAUUUUUGCCAUUAAAGAUUUUUUAUGCUUUAAUAGGACGCGUUUUUUCUUUUGUUUUUCGAACAGUUUUAGAAGAUUUCAAAUCCUAUUAAUUUUCUGAAAAUAUGAGAGCAAACAGAAAAUUUCAAUAAAUAAGUUUCAGUGGCCACCCUGCCAGAUUUUGAUUUGUGAUUGAUGAAAAGAGAUAUCUAAUUGCGCACAGCACAAAAGAAAUCAUUUGAACUGGAAGUGUGCAGAAUGAAGCGCUAGUAAAGUGAACGGAAAUUACAGUUUUUGUACGGCUUCUUACAAUUGUUGUUUUGUAAAUAUUAGGUUUCUAGCACUAGAACACUCAUACUGGUACUUGAGCGUAGAGUAGACAGAAGGAGGCGCGCGCGCCGAGGUUCAGUGAAUUGGGUAAAGCAACUUUUAGUCAGUUGAUUUUCUCGGCUGGGCAAAACUUGUUUACUAGCAGCAUUUAUGUAUACUUUUUUAGUAUUUUGGUAAUGAAAGUAAAUUUUGGGUUCUAAAAAGCACAGAAAAUCUGCGGGAAAGGGAAAUUAGCGACAACAAUUUUGCCGGGCUAGAAAAUGUCUAGACACUCUGUGAUUUACAUUAUAUUAACCAUAUUAUAUUUAAGAAAGAGAGUAACAAACAAAUUUGUGGUACGCGUAUAUCAAAUAGUCGUAUUGUAUGUCUUAAUCAGGAACAGAAAGGAAUUUUGACUAGCAUUACCUAGAACUGAUUACAGCUCUCGUGAGCCUACCUUUAACCCCCGCACUGAAAACAAAUUGAAACCGAAAUCAAAGCUUCGUCGUAAUGUCACAGUGCUUAAACUGAACCUUUCCCACUUAACUUAAAAGGGCGCGAUUUUAAACAAAAAAACUAGAAAACACAAAUUACGUUAACAAAACAGUUAAAAAAGUACAACGAAUAAAAAAUCGCAUUACAAAUAGCAAACAGACAAAUACCGAAGAAAGUUGUGCCAAGAUUUAGAAGCGUAGUAGCGGAGGUCUGACCUAUCUCAACGUCGGCAAAGCCGGCUGACAGUUGACAAAGUGGCGCUGGACGACCGCCAAGGUGCGGUCAAUGGCCGGCGGCGUUGUCGUUGGGAAGAUGAAAAAAAAAACGCGCAAUUUGAACACGUACUAAAAAUGCUAAAGAUAGUUUGAUGAUGGGAAAGGGCGUUUUACACUGAGAAAGAUAGAGGAAAAAAGUUAUGAAAAAGCGAUAAAAAAAUAAACACAAAUAAUUUUAUUUAUCAAGUUACAAGUGAAUUGUACCAUUUGAAAAAAGCGUAGAUUGUAAGGAUAAAAUUAUACAAAAAAGGUAAAGAAUACCUGAAAAACAUACAUGCGGAUAUACACGUAAUGCUUGAAAAAAAAAAAAAAACACUGAAUCGGAUAUUUCCUUUCAAAUUGAUGAAAAGAAACAAAUAUUGAGUUGUUUAUUUUAUGAAAUAUAUAACAAUAAAGAUAAAAAUUAUGAGCACA
Culex pipiens pallens (northern house mosquito) is the source of this 5225-nucleotide messenger RNA. RefSeq names its product mitochondrial carrier protein Rim2-like. The transcript is spliced from 6 exons. The record is from RefSeq and is a predicted model, not a curated record. Gene Ontology annotation, biological process: pyrimidine nucleotide import into mitochondrion; mitochondrial transport. Gene Ontology annotation, cellular component: mitochondrion; mitochondrial membrane. NCBI's taxonomy places the organism in Eukaryota, Metazoa, Arthropoda, Insecta, Diptera, Culicidae. Gene Ontology annotation, molecular function: pyrimidine nucleotide transmembrane transporter activity. The coding region runs from base 971 to 2086 and encodes 371 amino acids.